AUGGGUCAAUCAACAUCAAAAUUUUUUGGUAAAAAAAAUGAUAAAAAUGUUGCUGUUAAAGGAAAUACAUAUAAAGAUGAUAGAAAAAAUGAUCAAAUAGAAUUUGAUAAAGAACCACCAACUUUAACGUUCUCGGUAAUUGAUGCUCAUAGGUUUAUUGAAGGUCGAAGAUUUCGUAUUGCCACAAAUGUCACUUACACAUUUCCAAGUGACUGUAAAGAAGCUACACGGUUUAAUGAAUCUAUGAAACUUAUGAAACGAUUAUUUGACUCUAGUUAUUCGACUCCUGUUGAAAAAUUAUUAAUAAACGGUGCAAAAGUACUUGAAAUAGGAACUAGUGGCGGAUUUUGGUUGACAGAUAUGUCAAAACAAUACCCGAUGUCAACAUUUUUGGGUUUGGAUACGUCGACCAUUUUUAAUCCGGAGUGUUUACCAGAAAACUGCGCAUUUCUUGAAUAUAAUUAUUUUGAUGAAAUACCAUUUCCUGAAAAUCAUUCAAUAUCUUCUUCAAAAUUCCGUGGAAAUCUAUUUGAUACACAUCUGAUUGAAAUAACUCGAGUAGUCAAGCCCGGAGGCUGGAUAGAGAUAUUCGGAACUCCUAGUGAAAUUGUUAACGCCGGGCCUGCAACUAAAACAUUUGUCGAAUCAAUGCUCAAAUGUUUUCAUUUUAAUGGACUCAAUCCUAAUCUUGUGCGUACUUUUCCUAGAAAGCUAAAAUCCUUAAAUAUUAAAAAUAUUAAAGUGGUUGAAGUACCAUUUUACCUUUCACCCAAUCAUCCCAUCUCAAAAAAUAAGGGGCAAGAAUUACUACUUGCAACCGCAGAAUCCUUAAGAGUAAUGAUUAAACUAACGGUGGGAUAUACUGAUGAAGAGUAUGAUGUAUUAAUAAAAAAUAUCAUCAAAGAAACAGAAACUUUAAAUAUGUACACAGUUUGUGUAAGAACUUUUGGUCAAAAGAGUUUAGACAUUACAUGA
Molecule: messenger RNA, 975 nt
Organism: Dentiscutata erythropus
Lineage: Eukaryota; Fungi; Glomeromycota; Glomeromycetes; Diversisporales; Gigasporaceae
Source: the annotation of a GenBank genome assembly